GAGUGCCUUUUUUUCGGGGGUGAAAAAGGACAUUUGAUCCAGGAGGCUAUCAGAGAGGAGACAGCUCAAGGUGAACAAAACGUUUAAGGAAUAUAGCUAAAUUGAACAGGAAGCAUGGGUGAUAUUGCUAAGGGAAAGAAAGCAUUUGUCCAGAAAUGUGCCCAGUGUCAUACUGUUGAAAAUGGAGGAAAGCACAAGGUCGGUCCAAACCUUUGGGGUCUGUUCGGACGCAAGACUGGACAAGCUGAAGGCUAUUCCUACACAGAUGCCAACAAAUCCAAAGGCAUUGUCUGGGAAACCGAUACCCUCAUGACGUACUUGGAGAACCCCAAGAAAUACAUUCCUGGAACAAAGAUGAUAUUUGCUGGUAUCAAGAAGAAGGGCGAGCGUGCAGAUCUUAUAGCAUAUUUGAAGUCGGCAACUUCGUAGACUACUGUCUAUGCUUUAUUCAAUGUAUAGUCUUCCCUUUCUGUAUCUUAUAUAAAUAUCAUCAAGUGUUCAGAGGAGAAGGGGGAUGGCUCUUUCAAGGAGCUAAGACUCUUAUUCUUAGAAUUUUAACAGUUAUACAUUGUCUGUUGCCAGACUAAUGUUGCAAUUAUUUUAAUAGCCUGCUUGACAUAACUGCUGGGACUCUGAAUGGUGUUUGCAUGAUCAGUUGCCAUAUUUAUCACAGCGUUAUCUGUCUUUGAUAUUUUCCUCAAUUUUCAUGACAUAAAUGAUAUCCCCUGGUUUAACAGGCUCUAGUAUACAUCAUAAAUUAUUGAACCAUAGACUGUAACUAUUCCAUAAUUUAUUGGGUCAAAAACUGUGUAUAAUAUUUGUUUCACAAAAAAAGUUUAACCUAAUUGUAUAUGUACUGGUUUUAGUACUUGCUAAUAGAAACGGUCAAUCAGAUUUGGAAUUCAUUUGAAAGGGUCACCUUGAAAGUAAUGUCUCUACUACAUACCAUGGUAAUGUCUUAUGUAGCCAAUACCUCAUAUGGUUGUAUUUGAGUUUGUUAAUUGAAUAAAUUACAUGCUAAACAAGUA
Coregonus clupeaformis (lake whitefish) is the source of this 1028-nucleotide messenger RNA. RefSeq names its product cytochrome c. The record is from RefSeq and is a predicted model, not a curated record. NCBI's taxonomy places the organism in Eukaryota, Metazoa, Chordata, Actinopteri, Salmoniformes, Salmonidae. The coding region runs from base 115 to 429 and encodes 104 amino acids. The transcript is spliced from 3 exons. Gene Ontology annotation, cellular component: mitochondrial intermembrane space. Gene Ontology annotation, biological process: mitochondrial electron transport, ubiquinol to cytochrome c; mitochondrial electron transport, cytochrome c to oxygen. Gene Ontology annotation, molecular function: electron transfer activity; heme binding.